This is a messenger RNA of Quercus lobata, 1029 nucleotides long. RefSeq names its product 26S proteasome regulatory subunit 4 homolog A-like. Gene Ontology annotation, molecular function: ATP binding; ATP hydrolysis activity. The transcript is spliced from 6 exons. Lineage: Eukaryota; Viridiplantae; Streptophyta; Magnoliopsida; Fagales; Fagaceae. The record is from RefSeq and is a predicted model, not a curated record. The coding region runs from base 1 to 1029 and encodes 342 amino acids.
AUGGAGGAAGAGUUCGUGGCCAACCAAGAGAGACUCAAACCCCAGGAGGAGAAGAACGAGGAGGACCGAUCUAUGGUCGACGAUCUCCGUGGGUCCCCCAUAAGCGUCGGAAAUCUCGAAGAGCUCAUCGAUGAGAACCAUGCCAUCUUGAGUUCGUUGGUGGGGCCUGAGUACUACGUUCGGAUUCUUUCGUUCAUCGAUAAGGAUCAGCUCGAGCCUGGCUGCGCUAUUCUUAUGCACAAUAAGGUCCUUUCUGUGGUUGGGCUUCUUCAAGAUGAGGUUGAUCCCAUGGUGUCUGAGAAGGCUCCACUGGAGUCAUAUGCUGACAUAGGUGGGUUCGAUGCCCAGAUUCAGGAAAUUAAAGAAGCAGUGGAGCUUCCUCUUACUCAUCCUGAACUGUAUGAAGACAUUGGUAUUAAACCCCCCAAAGGAGUCAUACUAUAUGGGGAACCUGGCACAGGAAAAACCUUGCCUGCCAAGGUAGUGGCAAACUCAACGUCAGCUACUUUCUUGAUCGUGGUCGGAAGUGAAUUAAUCCAGAAAUACUUGGGUGAUGGGCCUAAAUUAGUCAGGGAACUCUUUCAAGUUGCAGAUGAUCUUUCACCAUCAAUUGUCAUAAUUGAUGAGAUUGAUGCAGUUGGCACAAAAAGGUAUGAUGCACAUUUAGGUGGUGAACGUGGAAUCCAGAGGACAAUGUUGGAAUUGCUGAACCAGUUAGAUGGUUUUGAUUCAAGAGGAGAUGUCAAAAUACACACAUCAAGAAUGACAUUGGCAGAUGAUGUCAACUUAGAAGAGUUUGUGAUGACUAAAGUUGAAUUUUCUGGGGCUGAUAUCAAAGCAAUUUGUACCGAGGCUGGCUUGCUUGCAUUAAGAGAGCGCCGUAUGAAGGUGACACAUGCAGACUUCAAGAAAGCCAAGGAAAAAGUGAUGUACAAGAAGAAAGAAGGGGUGCCAGAAGGGCUCUAUAUGUUGAAGGUGGCCUGUUCCACUGGCCGGAAAAUACAUGUGCAUCUUCUUUGUUGUUUUUAG